This is a messenger RNA of Diceros bicornis minor, 1566 nucleotides long. RefSeq names its product regulator of G protein signaling 6 (gene RGS6). The record is from RefSeq and is a predicted model, not a curated record. The coding region runs from base 16 to 1566 and encodes 516 amino acids. NCBI's taxonomy places the organism in Eukaryota, Metazoa, Chordata, Mammalia, Perissodactyla, Rhinocerotidae. The transcript has 17 exons. Gene Ontology annotation, biological process: regulation of G protein-coupled receptor signaling pathway; intracellular signal transduction; G protein-coupled receptor signaling pathway. Gene Ontology annotation, molecular function: GTPase activator activity.
GACAUCAUUACAAAGAUGCAAGAUGACAAGACAGGGGGUGUGCCCAUCAGAACAGUCAAGAGCUUUCUCUCCAAAAUCCCCAGUGUCGUCACAGGUACUGACAUUGUGCAGUGGCUUAUGAAGAACCUUUCCAUCGAGGACCCAGUUGAAGCAAUACACUUGGGAAGCCUUAUCGCUGCCCAGGGCUACAUCUUCCCCAUCUCGGACCACGUUCUCACCAUGAAGGAUGAUGGCACCUUUUACCGUUUUCAGGCCCCGUACUUCUGGCCUUCAAACUGCUGGGAGCCUGAAAACACCGACUAUGCCAUCUAUCUCUGUAAGAGGACAAUGCAGAAUAAAGCAAGGCUGGAAUUGGCAGAUUAUGAAGCAGAAAACUUAGCAAGACUCCAGAGGGCCUUUGCAAGGAAGUGGGAAUUCAUCUUUAUGCAAGCGGAAGCACAAGUAAAGAUUGAUCGGAAAAAGGACAAGACAGAAAGGAAAAUUUUGGAUAGUCAAGAACGGGCCUUUUGGGAUGUCCACAGGCCGGUGCCAGGCUGUGUGAACACAACAGAAAUGGAUAUCAGAAAAUGUCGACGAUUGAAGAAUCCACAAAAGGUUAAAAAGUCGGUGUAUGGCGUGACUGAAGAGUCCCAGUCGCAAAGCCCAGUGCACAUACCCAGCCAGCCAAUCAGGAAAACUACAAAAGAGGACAUCCGGAAACAGAUAACGUUUUUGAAUGCACAGAUUGACAGACACUGUUUAAAAAUGUCCAAAGUGGCUGAAAGCUUAAUCGCUUACACGGAACAGUAUGUGGAAUAUGAUCUGUUGAUUACGCCAGCCGAGCCGUCCAAUCCCUGGGUCAGCGACGAUAUUGCUUUAUGGGACAUAGAGAUGAGCAAAGAGCCCAACCAGCAACGGGUAAAGAGAUGGGGCUUCUCUUUCGACGAGAUAUUGAAGGACCAGGUGGGGAGGGACCAGUUUCUACGGUUCCUGGAGUCCGAAUUCAGUUCAGAAAACCUCAGGUUCUGGUUGGCUGUCCAAGAUCUCAAGAAGCAACCCCUACAGGAUGUGGCCAAGAGGGUGGAAGAAAUCUGGCAAGAGUUUCUGGCUCCAGGAGCCCCAAGUGCAAUCAACCUGGAUUCUCACAGCUAUGAGAUAACCAGUCAGAAUGUCAAAGAUGGAGGGAGAUACACAUUCGAAGAUGCUCAGGAGCACAUCUACAAGCUGAUGAAGAGUGACAGCUAUGCGCGCUUCCUCCGGUCAAAUGCUUACCAGGACUUGCUGCUGGCCAAGAAGAAGCCAGAAAGUGAGCAAGGUCGUAGAACUUCCUUAGAAAAGUUCACUCGCAGCGUGUGCUGCUGGCGCAGAGUCAGAAUGGCCGCUGCAUUUCACCCCCGAGGUGGCUUCCUUCCAGCAGUGGGGAAAGUCGCUGGCGGGCAAGCGCCUCACCGGCCUGAUGCAGUCCUCCUGACGGUUCCCACCGCAGGGCCCGGGGACGAGAACCACGCGGGCAGGCGGCGGCGCUCCACAUCCGCGGACAGAGCCUCCUUAAGGGGAGAUCUGGUCACUGUGAAGGAGAAAGAGUGA